CGCGUGUUAGAGUGAGCGGGGCCGCGCACGGUUAUGUCCGGGCUGACAGCAUGGAUCACCGGGUGUUCUGGGUGUUUGUGUCCGCAGCGUGCCUCCUCUCCCUCCCUGUGUACCCUCUGGUCGGGCAGACCUACCCACUGACGGAUGAGGGGGGUCUGGGCAGAGUGUUUGACGGGAUCGGGGGGUUGAGCGGUGGAGGGGCCACAUCCCGGUUACUGGUAAACUAUGCUGAACCGUACCGGAGCCAGAUCCUGGACUACAUGUUUAAGCCGAACUUUGGAGCCUCUUUGCACAUUCUGAAGGUAGAAAUAGGAGGAGAUGCUCAGACUACAGAUGGAACGGAGCCUUCACACAUGCACUACGAGAACGAUGAGAACUACUUUAGAGGCUACGAGUGGUGGCUGAUGAAGGAGGCCAAGAAGAGGAACCCGAACAUAACACUCAUAGCUUUGCCCUGGGCGUUCCCUGGCUGGGUCGGCCGUGGGAAGAACUGGCCCUAUGACUUUCCAGAUGUUACUGCAGCAUAUGUGGUGAACUGGAUCCUGGGAGCCAAGAAGUACCACGACUUGGACAUUCAGUAUAUUGGGAUCUGGAAUGAGAGGACGUUUGACUCAAAGUACAUCAAGCUGCUGCGGUACACUCUGGAUAAGACCGGUCUGGAGUCUGUUCGGAUUGUAGCCAGCGAUAAUCUGUGGGAGCCCAUUACCGUGUCGCUGAUGCUCGACCCAGAGCUCAGCAGCGCCGUAGACGUGAUAGGGGCUCAUUAUCCAGGAACCACCACAGUGCCGCAGGCCCUGAAGACCCAAAAAAAGCUGUGGUCAUCGGAGGACUACAGCACCUUCAACGAUGAGGUGGGAGGAGGCUGCUGGGCGCGCAUCCUCAACCAGAACUACGUAAAUGGACAAAUGACUGCAACCAUCUCCUGGAACCUGGUGGCCAGUUACUACGAGGAACUACCGUUCGGCAGAGAUGGGCUGAUGACAGCUCAGGAACCUUGGAGCGGAAAUUACGUGGUGGAGUCUCCGAUCUGGAUUACGGCUCACAGCACACAGUUCACUCAGCCCGGAUGGACGUACCUGAAGACUGUAGGACAUUUGUCUCAGGGAGGAAGUUAUGUGGCCCUGACUGACGGGUACGGAAACCUGACUGUUGUCAUAGAAACCAUGGCUCACGAUCACUCCAUCUGCAUCAGACCUCCACUCCCUCCGUUCAAUGUCACGUCCCAGAAUGCAACCUUUCAGCUGAAGGGAUCCUUCGCCUCCAUCAAAGAGCUGCAGGUGUGGAGGUCACACUUUGACUUCAAGUCCAAGAAGCACUUGCUGUUUGACAAACUGACUCCUGUGAAGCUGUUAGAUGGAUUGUUUACUCUGAAUCUGGCUGAAGAUGAAGUUUAUACUCUUACCACCAUCAGGACGGGACAGAAGGGAAGUUUCCCUGAGCCGCCGCCUUCAGCCCGCUUUCCUAAAGCCUACAAGGACAACUUUGAUAUUCGAAACCCUCCGUUCUCCGAGGCCCCUAACUUCGCUGACCAAACGGGCGUGUUCGAGUACUACAUUAACCUGACAGACCCCGGACCUCACGCUUUCACGCUGCGACAGGUCGUGACAGAGAGGCCUAUCACCUGGGCAGCAGACUCCGAUCAAACCGUCAGCGUCAUCGGAGACUAUCUGUGGCAGAACGUGACGGUCACCUGCGACGUAUUCAUGGAGAACGUAAAGAGCGGCGGUGUGUUCGUGGCAGUCAGGGUGGAUAAAGGGGGCCAGUCAAUACGCAGCGCUAAAGGAGUCUUCUUCUGGGUGUUUGCCAAUGGAUUGUACAGGGUUACCAAUGAUCUGGCUGGACAGACGGUGCUGGCAGAGGGAGCAUCGGGAACCGGAGUAUUUGGUUGGUACAACUUAUCCCUCUCUGUAAAGGGUCAGAGCGCCUCAGGGAUCCUGGAUGGACGGCAGCUAUGGAAGAUUGCAGAGGUUUCUGCACCAAAAAAUGGAUGGGCAGCAAUUGGAACGCAGUCGUUUGAACUGGCGCAGUUUGAUAACUUUGCUGUGUUGGCAGAGUAAAGAUGGAUCAGGGAAAUUGUUUAACAUUAAAAAGCUUUGGAACCUCAAUUUAUUUUGCACAAAUCAAGAGAACAGAUGCGACAUGAUGAUGGAAAGUGCACUGGAGCUCUGACCAUUGCUUCAUUGUUAACUUUGCACUGUUUUUGUUUCUUACUGAUUUUGUUUUUUUUUAUUUAAUGUUGAAGACUAAAUGUUUCACCUUCCAGGGAACACAUAAAGACUCAAGGAGCUGUUAAGGGAACAUGUUGAAUUAACUGUAUUACCAUGAAUUAUAAAUCAGAAAAUUAAUGUGAUUAAUCUAUUUUGUCCAGGUGGAUAAAUUCUUCUGGUUUCGCUGUGUUUGAAGACCUUUUUUUGUUUUCCUGAAUUUGUUUUUGUAAAUAUUUUCAUGAAAAGAUGGAUGAUUAAAAAGAAUCCAUAUUUCUAACAUUUAA
Molecule: messenger RNA, 2491 nt
Organism: Girardinichthys multiradiatus
Lineage: Eukaryota; Metazoa; Chordata; Actinopteri; Cyprinodontiformes; Goodeidae
Gene: galcb
Product: galactosylceramidase b
Exons: 17
Coding region: 51-2057 (668 amino acids)
Biological process (GO): galactosylceramide catabolic process
Cellular component (GO): lysosome
Molecular function (GO): galactosylceramidase activity
Source: RefSeq, a predicted model, not a curated record